AUUUAAAUUUAUUUAUUUCAUUUUUUUUUCUUUUCAUUUGUGAGCAACUUCGUUUGAAAGAGAUUUAUAUUUAUUUUGAGUUGAAGAAAAUAAAUAAAAUAUGGGUGGUGUAUCAAGUCGAGAUAAUAAAUUUCGUAGAUUGACGAUUGAAGAAAAUGCUGUUAUCAAAGAAAUUUGGUCUGGAGUUGAAACAAAUCCUCAGUACCAUGCAAAUGUUAUAUUUCUAAGCUUUUGUGAAGCAUAUCCUCAGUAUACAAAAUAUUUUACAACCGAAACAAAUGUCUCACUGACAAUUGAUGCAUAUACAAGUGCUAAAUUUCGAAUAAUUAUUGAAACUCUUCGGUACUUGCUUAUAGAUUUUAACAAUAAACCCAAUGACUUUGAUAAUUUAAUAAGCUAUGUUGGUAUGAUGCACAAAGACAUGAACCUCACACAAAUAGACAUGAUUAAUUUUGGUGAUUGCUUGGUGAGCUAUUUGACAAAUACAUUCCCAACAAUAAUGACUGAUAAUUAUAGAGAAAUAUUUUUAAAUUAUAUAUACUAUAUUUUAAAUGAAGUUACCAAAAAAAUUCAAGAAUUUCAAUUAGAAGAGUCACUUGAAAUAAAUCAUCAAGAUGAACGAAAAAAAACUUUUGUAAAUAGUUUGUUUCAUAAAGAAAAAUUAAUAUAUGGUCAUAAGAAAAAUUUUUGGAAUGAAAGAAAACGAAAAUGGCAUGAGCGAUUGGAAUUAUGGGAACUUGAAAAUAAUGACAAAGUAAAAGAAAAAAAAUUUCAAUCAUCAUCAUCGUCGUCAUCGUCAUCAUCAUCAAUAUCUUCUGAUGAAAAAUUAACUCCAAAAAAAUCCAAAGCCAAUAUAACAAAUUUAGAACUUCUUGGUUCUGCUGGUAGAUUUCUUGAGUCUUAUGGAAUCACUGUAGCUAAAGAUUCAUUACCCUACGAGCCAAGGGGUCCAAAAGUAGCAAUGAUGCAAGUUAAACGAGCUGCUGAAACUCAUCUUGAAAUUGUCAAUGCAACUAGUCUUGUUCAACAAUUGGAAGCUGAACAAAAAGAUGAUCUUGUAUCUUUAGCAACAAAAGAAGAUUCAUCUGCAAGACAAAGACGUCGUCGUCGUCAACAACGACAUACUGAUAAAUCAUAA
This is a messenger RNA of Aphidius gifuensis, 1138 nucleotides long. RefSeq lists its product as uncharacterized. Bases 101 to 1138 code for a protein of 345 amino acids. The record is from RefSeq and is a predicted model, not a curated record. Gene Ontology annotation, molecular function: oxygen binding; heme binding. The transcript has 5 exons. Lineage: Eukaryota; Metazoa; Arthropoda; Insecta; Hymenoptera; Braconidae.